UAACAGUUUCAAUGUUCAUUUCCAUAAGUGAACUUGCAGCUGUGUUCAUACCUAAAUUUCCCGUUACGGGCCUGGUCAUUGCUUAUUUUUAAUUCCAUUGCCAGUGUGGCCUGUGAUUCCAAGCAGAUUAUAUAUUAUUUUGAAUCAUUCCAGGUUCCUAAACUAAUUUUAUAUCAGAAACAAUGGUUGUCAAAGUUUAUAUAAGUGGAAUAUCUGGUAAUAAGGAGGUUAAGAAGAGACAACAGAGGGUUCUACUGAUUCUUGAUUCCAAAAAUAUAAAAUAUGAUGUCGUUGAUAUCGCUGAACCAGGCAGUGAAGAACAAAAGGAUUUCAUGCAAAACAAUUCGACUUCUCUUGGAGCAACCAUUGGUGAUCCUAACCCCAGACAUCCACUACCUCCACAAAUUUUCAACGAUGAUAUUUACUGCGGGGAUUAUGAUCAAUUCGACAUGGCCAAUGAAAUAGACGAAAUGGAUAAAUUCUUGAAAUUGGAGACCUCAGGAGAUAACAGUAAACCCGAAACUGAACACAAAAUGGAAAAUGGCAAUGCAGAAAUUUCAUCAAAUAAAGAGAAACCUGAAGAAAAUGUGGAAAUAACAGAAAAUGAAGUGCCAAAUGGUGAGAGUGAAAUAGCUCAAGAAGAACAUCAAGAUAAUGAAACUGCUCAGGAAAGUUGAAUUAAAAUCAACUAACCCAAUUGAAAAAGUGUUCUCUUAAUUUCUUCUUUUGAAAACUUAUUUUUUUUUUUGAGAUUCAUCAUGACUGCACUGAUCUUUAUAUUCCGCUAUAUUUUUAUCUUUUCUUUGCCAUACUGCAAGACUUAUAUUUUUUGAUUGUAUAUAUCAGUGAGAGUAUUUAUGUUAUUAUGUUUGAAUUUUGAGGGUUGAGGUGAAGAAACUGCUUGGCUUUAAGAGAUUGUAAUUCUUAAUAUUAAAAAAGUUACUAGUUAUGUUAAUUUAUAUUCAUUUUCCUUGUAAAUAUUCAAUAUAGUUAUUUCACAAA
Molecule: messenger RNA, 1002 nt
Organism: Harmonia axyridis
Lineage: Eukaryota; Metazoa; Arthropoda; Insecta; Coleoptera; Coccinellidae
Product: SH3 domain-binding glutamic acid-rich protein homolog
Exons: 4
Coding region: 183-677 (164 amino acids)
Cellular component (GO): cytoplasm
Source: RefSeq, a predicted model, not a curated record